Sebastes umbrosus (honeycomb rockfish) is the source of this 2671-nucleotide messenger RNA. RefSeq names its product inactive phospholipid phosphatase 7. The record is from RefSeq and is a predicted model, not a curated record. Gene Ontology annotation, molecular function: sphingosine-1-phosphate phosphatase activity. Bases 530 to 1468 code for a protein of 312 amino acids. The transcript is spliced from 3 exons. Gene Ontology annotation, cellular component: nuclear envelope. NCBI's taxonomy places the organism in Eukaryota, Metazoa, Chordata, Actinopteri, Perciformes, Sebastidae.
GCACCUUGGAGAACUCCGCUCCGCAGCUCAGCGCACUGCGGAGGAACUGAAUCCGGGAUUUGUGCGUAAACUACGUCAAAUCCGCAAGGAAGUACCAGAUGCUGCACUGACUGCUGGGGCUGCCUCGUCUUCACCUCUUUGUUGACGAUACUGGCUGACGGUUAACUGUUUCAGGUUUCCUCUUUAAAUGCUCGACCUCGCUGCUGCCAGGACAUCAGAGGUGUUAUGGAGGCACAUUUAGCUUCACAUCCAUCCUUCGCUUGAUCAGGUUUCAUCGGAUUGGUCGAGGCACAUGCCAUUCAACGGACUGUCCCAGCCUGCGUCCGCGGGUAUAAACAGCAUGGCCAGCGCACAUUCCAGUCCGGUCUAAAUAUAUCUAUUAAGGCCACAGGAGGAGGGGGAGGAGGAGGACUGGUGGAGGACAGGGGGGUUUAUCCUGGGACGCUUCACUUCACUGUCGUGGUCCACUUGAAUUAUCAUCCGGAGAUUGACAAUCGGUUGUUGAACCCCACAGAGGAGAUCCAAAAACAUGCCCUCCGGUUACAAUGUGAGGUCCAGGGCGAGGGAGAGAAACAGCGUCCUGAGCAGACCGGAGUUCAUCUCCCUCAACCAGCCUCCACUCCGCGGUGGAGGUAGCGGCAGUAGCGGUGGUGGUGGCGGUGGUGGCCCCGCUGAGAGCCGAGGAGGAGGCGCAAGUGGCGGCGGCAGCAGCGGCGGCGGCGGUGGCGCAAGACGACCGGGUCAGAUCAAGCACCAAACUAGCCAGCCGAGCGAAGAAGCUACCGACAGCGGCAGCAAGGACCGGAGAGAGCCCGCUAAGAUGCCGGAGGAGGACUGCAUGCAGCUGAACCCUUCCUUCAAGGGGAUAGCGAUUAACUCCCUGCUCGCCAUCGACAUCUGUCUGUCCAAGCGCAUGGGGGUGUGCGCGUACACGUCGUCCUCGUGGGGAGGCUGCCGCUCCAUGGUCGGCCUGCUGGCGCUCACCGGGCACGGCAUCACGUGGAUCAUUGGCACGAUCGUGUGUCUCACGAGGAGCAACACUCUGGCUGGGCAGGAGGUCCUGGUCAACCUGCUGCUGGCCCUCAUUGUUGACGUCCUGACUGUGGCUGGACUCCAGAGACUGGUGAAGCGCAGAGGACCCUGGGAGAUGAUGCCGGGCUUCAUGGACUGCGUCGCCAUGGACAUCUACUCCUUCCCCGCUGCUCACGCCAGCCGGGCCGCCAUGGUCUCCAAGUUCCUGCUGUCCCACCUGGUCCUGGCCGUGCCGCUUCGCAUCCUGUUGGUACUGUGGGCCCUCCUAGUGGGCAUGUCGCGGGUGCUGCUGGGGAGACACCACCUAACCGAUAUGGUGUGUGGCUUUGCGCUGGGCAUGCUUCACUUCAGCUUGAUGGAGUCGGUGUGGCUCUCGUCGAGCACCUGUCAGACUCUUAUUUCCAUCAGCACGCUCAGCUGGAGCCCCUUUUUCUGAGCUUUUGAUAUAAGGCUAUGCUAGCACACAAGGCUUAUUUGAUACACUAAGCUCGCAAUGUCGAGGACUAAGGUCUGAUGAAGUUAUUUUUGCAAGGGUCAUAAGUUCUCAUCGCAGGGUGUGAAAACAGAAGCAUUCAUAUUUGGAACCAGAUGCUGGCUUGCAUGUAACGACCAAGACAUCCAAGGCCUUCAUAAUGCUUCACAAAUCCUAGUAUCUUCAGUCAAACCUACUAAAACACAUCUCUACUGCUCCUUUACUUCAAUUAAAUACUACUAAUAAAGGCAAAAUCAAGACAACUGCAAACUGACAAUGAUUUGGUGAAAAUAUAUAUGUAGGAUUUUUGAAGUUUUUAGAUUUUAGAUUUGAACUUCUUUCUAUUCAACAAACUCUCUCUUGAGGGUGUGUGCCUCUUCCUCUUUGCCAACUUGCUUCCUUUUACUUCCUCCUUCCCUGCUACCUCUUCCUCUUUUCACAUUUGUUUUUAAUAUCGCUGCUUUUAUUUUGGAAUAGCGAACCACGUUGGACACUGAAUAGUUUGGUGUAAGGCUGUAAUAUUGGAUGUAACACUAAAAUAUACAGUAUAAAGUGAUUGUUGUUUGGAUAUUCCAUAUUGGCAUGACUAUUAUGUUUGUAUAUUACCGAUGGGAUUCUGUUCUGCUUAAUGAAUGCUUAUGAAACAUGAACUUAUUUGGAUGCCACUGAAUUUAGCUGCUUGUGUAAAACAAAUGUCACACUUGCACAGAAUUUAAUAUUUUUUCUUACAGGGUCAAAUAUAAUUUCCAUUCAACGUGCCAUUAAUGCUUUAAUGAGUUAAAUCUCUUUAAUUUAUGGCAGCUCUUUCAUUUCAGGCUGCUGCAGUCUGCAGCCUAACAGAUGUUUAUGUAUACGGUCAGUGAUGCUGAUUCUGUGCCCCACUAAACAACUGAAGCGUGUGUGUGUGUGCGUGUGUGUGUGAAUGUUGGCAUACUAAGUAAAAAUAUCUGUUUGAAAUUAUCAUUCUCUUCCAAAUGCAUUUUUAUGGACCUUUGAAUGAAACCUGCUGGGUUUUUGUGGCAAACUUUUUUUUGUGGUUUGGUGUGUAAAUACAGUUUUGUGUACAUUAGUUUGCUUUAGUUCUGUACAGGGACCUGUAUGUCAUGUUUUUAUUUUGGGUUUUUUUCCCAUCAUUAAUAAAAAGAGGUGGGCUGUCAGUAAAACGUG